UACAACUCCAGUUUCAGUAUUACCGACAACGGAACAGCACGCGAUAUAGGCUGCGUUAAGUGGAAAAGCGCGAUUAUACGUAUCUGAAUUUGAUAAUAGAAAAAACACAUUAUCAAAUCGAUAAAGCGAGUUAUCCCUGUUCUGCAGUAUAUCGUUGUGUCUGUGAUACAGAAUAUUGUGUGUGUUUAACAUCGUCAUUUUCUCAUCUUCAGCAGGAAUAUGUCUACCAUUCUAAUGCAACAAAACACCCUGUACGAUUUCGGAGAUUCCUACAUCAAAAACAGCGUCGCAAGAUCGGAUCAGCACUUGUCAGUGGGUACAAAUGCAGUACGUCUCACCCUGUCGAGAAUGGCAUCCAAUCCUGGGACCCAAGAACUUGCAACUCUACUCGGAAGUCUGGCAACGCACCAUCAACACCGCCGUCUCGAAAGGACUCAGUCAGCGCCCGCACCUUCCGUUUCUCCGGCCAGCAUUGUUUCCGGCGCUUCCGUGAACAGCAAUACCUCUAGAUACAAGACGGAGCUGUGCAGACCUUUUGAAGAAUUCGGCGUAUGCAAAUACGGUGACAAAUGUCAGUUUGCACAUGGUAUUGGAGAAUUAAGAAGUCUGGCGCGCCAUCCGAAGUAUAAAACUGAGCUAUGUCGAACAUAUCAUACAGCUGGUUUUUGUCCAUAUGGUCCUAGAUGUCACUUUGUUCAUAACCAAGAAGAAGCGCUAAUGAACGCAAAAGGUAUGGUACCCGCCCUUUCACCACCUCUCAUGUUAUCCAGAAACAGCUUGACAUCAAAUAUCUCAAGGUCGAGGCCUGCUGCCCUGAGCCCCAGCCUGUCGUUAGACAGCCCCAGCCCCCCAUGCAGCCUUAGUCAAUCACCAACCUCCUCAAUGGGUUCGUUCUUCAGCAGCGAGCCAGAACUGCACUCUCCAAUAAACGAGGACAGACUGCCUGUUUUCAACAGAUUGUCCACAGCUCAGUUGUUGCAACUCUCUGAACUCAUGUUGUAAUGAAUGGUGAGAGUUACCUCAGCCUGAAGCCUUAAAACUCAAGACUCUUAUUUAAUUCAAAGCAGUGUCUUAUUUAUGUUUAAUCCCGUCAAGCAGACGGAGUGAUUUCAAUAUUGUGUGAUUUUAAAAUUAUAUUAUUUUUAUAAGGUGCGUUUCGGUUGAUGUAGAAGACUCGACUAUUUUUAAGCUUUCAUUUUCUUUGAAUUCAUUUGAAUCAUCUUUUAUUUAUUAACUUUGGCUUAUAUCACAAGGGAAGAUUUUCCUUUGUCAAAAUUUGAUCUUUAUUUUCUUUCUCCUCGAACAUCCUAUGUGAUUUUCGGAUUACUCUUGGACAGUUUAUUGUUGAGAAGUCAAUUUUGAUUUUAUAUAGUUCGUCAAGCUUUCUAUUGUCAGUCGAAGCAUCCCCCAGCUAGAGGUGAGUUUUUACGAAUGUUGGCAAUUUUCUUUAAUGAAUGUGCAAGUUAGGUUAGGUUUCAGUCAUCGGUCUCGAUUUCUGUAACAUUCCUCCGUGAUCGAAGAUUAAUUUAUUAUUUUUUUUAUUAAACUUUCUCAUGUUUCUUCAUUUUUCUUUUUUACUUGUGUGCCUUGUGACCGAUGAGAGAAUAUGAUUUUUUUGUUAUUUAAAACAUUAUUUAAUUUGUGUGUUUUCCUCAUUUGCAACAAGUUUAUGUUUGUAGUUAUUUUAUUAUUAUAAUUUAUAUGUAACUUAUUUAUGGCAAUAUGAGACGAUUGUGCUAGCCUUCAUUGGUAAGAGCAUAAGAUGCGUCCAGUGAAUUUUGUAUAGGGGCGCUAUACCUGCAUAUAUUAUUUAUAUUUAGCUGUGUAUCUAUAUUAAUAAAUUAUAUUUUGUUCUUAA
Messenger RNA from Coccinella septempunctata (seven-spotted ladybird), 1858 nucleotides. RefSeq names its product protein TIS11 (gene Tis11). NCBI's taxonomy places the organism in Eukaryota, Metazoa, Arthropoda, Insecta, Coleoptera, Coccinellidae. The record is from RefSeq and is a predicted model, not a curated record. Gene Ontology annotation, molecular function: metal ion binding; mRNA binding. The transcript has 4 exons. The coding region runs from base 220 to 1002 and encodes 260 amino acids.